Brassica napus (rape) is the source of this 3660-nucleotide messenger RNA. RefSeq names its product IQ domain-containing protein IQM6-like. The transcript is spliced from 9 exons. The record is from RefSeq and is a predicted model, not a curated record. Bases 1730 to 3430 code for a protein of 566 amino acids. NCBI's taxonomy places the organism in Eukaryota, Viridiplantae, Streptophyta, Magnoliopsida, Brassicales, Brassicaceae.
UGACUUGAACAAACGGUAGCUAGACAUAGAAACAAACGCAACUUCAGGAAUCAAAUUACGAACUGCUAUAAACCCAUAUAUCAUGAUGAGAAUCUUCCUACUACAAAAAAGGAUGUGCCACAAAGCUGUGCUGAAUCAAACUGAAAACUAGUUAAUUCAAUCGAACAAACAACCACUCGAGUAGAUUUCAGCUAUCAGUCAUAGAUCGUUCACUAGCAGUUUCUCGGUAAUAACCAAAGAAGCCAAAAUAUCAGCAAAUUUCUGAUGAAGAUCAAGGAGAAUAGUUGAGCAGAUCUCACCUCGGUGGCAACUAUAACAAUGUUGGGCCUCAUUUUCUGCUGAUUGUACAUGUAUUUGAGUUUAGACGACUAUGGAAGAAGAAACCUUAAAAAAACUCUUCUCGUGUUUUUAAUUCAGACCGGGUCAAAGUGGUUAUUCAUUGUGAAAUGUGAAUCAAUUCACUUUGUUACAAACACAAUCUUUUGGUAGUGCAAUUAAACAUCAUUAACCAAACAACUUUGAUUUCUCAACAACCAAAACUAUGAUACUGGUUAAUCAGACAUUAAAAAAUAUGUAUGUUGCAACAAGAUACAGAACAUAGAACGGUUGAGCAGUGGAAACUCCAAGACCAUUGGUGGAAGACAUGAAAAAAUCUUACUCCCGAUGGGGCUGAGACACAGGAAACCUGAGAUAAGCAGAAAUUAACAUACCAAGAACAAGACAGAAAUGAAAAACCUCUUAAGGAAACGCUAUGAUUUUGGUGAUCAGAUUGUUUACUAAAGAACAGUCUUGAGACUUUAGAGAAGCAACUUACAAGCCAGUCAACGUAGAAGCUUAGAUUAAGAUGGAGAGCGCUGCAAGUGCUUGGGAGCUCAACACUAGCGGAUCUUCAUCUUCUACGUCUCUAUCUCGCUGAGCUGAAACGUCGACGUUUUGUUUCAGUGACGGAGUUCCUCGGAAAGGAGAGGACUUUUAACAGACACACGGCUAACUGACUGAAAUUGCAUGAAUGGUCCCCAGUGUUUUAAACAUUUCAAAUAAAACACAUAAUAUUUUUUUGUGUUUCUAAUACACUUAAAAUUUAAAUACUAAUCAUGAUUAGUUACUUUGGUCAUAUAGAAACACAUAAUUGCAAUCAUGUUUUCAUAUUAAGCUAGUGUAAUCAAUCCAGUAUUUUCUUACCAACCACUCAUUAAGUUCCAUGUUGGUAAACUAUAUCAAAUUUAUUCACAACGAGAUAUGUGAAAGUUUCAUUCAGACCUGUACAGACCUGUACAUGUCUUUUAUAUGUAAACAAGUAUAUUUAUCUGAGAAAUUUAAUUAGUUUGUGUAUAAACAAAAGUUAUUGUAUCUUUACGAAAAUAGAUAAAAGUCUGACCGGUGCCGUUUUAGUAGACCGGCCAAAUUAAGGGAAAAACAGAGGAACAACAACAAAAAUUAGAGCUCCAUCGUGAAGGCUCUCUAUGUUUAGGAGGAAGAAGAGAAAACAGAGGAUCCUAUUUUCUCCCAGCCAAUGGAACACAUUAGCAUCGAUAGAUCGACGUUUCUUGAGAAUCUCAUAAUCAGAGAUAGCCGUCAUUGUCGUUCUCUCUCACGUUCACAUCUAAUCCUAGACACCAACCUCUCAAUAUUCAAGAGUUUUAGCACGAUAUCUCCUCUUUUCAAGAUUCCUCUGUUUUUUAAUCUUUCAUUACAGAACAUCCUUCUUCUGUCUCAUUUCGAAUGAGUAAUGUUUGAAUCGCAAGAAAUGAAGACAAUUCUUCGAUCAGUCAGCUUUAAUAAUGACAAUGAAUCGGAUUCAACCAUCACCGAACCACCAGAAACUAGAAAGACGCUCUACAAUAGAUCUCUCAGCAUGAAAGGGACAGAAAGACCUAGCCUUUCUUCGGAAGACGUGGAGAACAAUCUUUCUUUAAAGCCUCUAACUUUUAUGAAAGAAGAUGACAAAUAUAAGAUACGGCAAUGGAAACCUUUAUCCGUAAACGAUCACGUAAACGAGUUUCUAGCGUUAAUAAGUGACAGUAGAUACCAAGCUGCGUUAAAGCUGCAGAAGGUUUAUAGAAGCUUUCGAACCAGGAGGAGGCUAGCUGAUUGUGCUGUGGUGGUUGAGCAAAGAUGGUGGAAGGUACUUGAUUUUGCUGAGCUUAAAAGAAGUUCUAUAUCGUUUUUCGAAAUUGAGAAGCAAGAGACUGCAGUUUCACGCUGGUCUAGAGCAAGAACAAGAGCUGCUAAGGUGGGUAAAGGCUUGUCAAAAGAUGAGAAAGCUAGGAAGUUGGCUUUGCAGCACUGGCUUGAGGCAAUCGAUCCUCGACAUCGCUAUGGCCACAAUCUGCAAUUCUAUUACCAUGCUUGGCUCCAUUGUGACAGUUACCAACCCUUUUUCUAUUGGCUUGACAUAGGAGAAGGAAAAGAGUUGAACCAUGAAAGAUGUCCAAGAACAAAACUAUACCAACAAAGCAUCAAGUAUCUUGGUCCGACUGAAAGAGAAGAGUAUGAAGUGGUGAUUGAGGAUAGUAAACUAAUCUAUAAACAAAGUGGGAUAGUUCUGGACACAAAAGAAGGUCCUCCAGAUACAAAGUGGAUCUUUGUCCUAAGCGUGUCUAAGAUCAUGUAUGUUGGAAUGAAGAAAAAGGGCAACUUUCAACAUUCUAGUUUUCUUGCUGGAGGGGCUACCUUAUCUGCUGGUAGGAUUGUGGUUGAUGAUGGUGUUCUUAAGGCAGUUUGGCCUCACAGUGGACAUUAUCUACCAACAGAAGAGAAUUUCUUGGCCUUCAUGUCUUUUCUUAGGGAGAACAAUGUUGACCUCACUGAUGUAAAGAAGAGUCCAGAUGAAGAUGAUGGAGAACAUCAUUUCAAGGUCAAGAGAAUGCCUUCAAAAAUCAAAGAGGUUGAAGAAGAACCGUGUGACUUUGUGGACGCUGAGACUGGUUUAAGUCCAAACGCUAAACCUAAAAACCAUCCAGAGCUACAUACAUUAACAAGGUUCCAUCCAAAAGACAAGGACAUGGCUGAGGAUGAUGAUGAAGAAGAGCCUGAAACGCCUUCAGAAGAAGGAUAUGAGACAGCAGAGGAGACAUUCAUUGCUGAGGAAGAGUUUGCAUAUCCAAAAUCUCAUCUCUUCGAUGAAGACAUUGAAGAAUAUGAGAAGCCUGUACCUAAGGAGAAGAUAAUGAAGAGGAUAGAUUCACACAAAGGACUCAAAUCUUAUCAGUUAGCUGAGAGGCUGCACUCGAGGUGGAGUACUGGUGCAGGUCCUAGGAUCAGUUGUAUGAGAGAUUACCCUUCAGAGCUUCAGUUUAGGGUUCUUGAACAAGCUCAGCUAUCUCCAAGAGCUUCAAGCUCUUCAAACCCAUCUCCUUUUGCUCCGGUUAGAUCAAGGGGGACAAGUCUUGGGAGAAGUCCUUUCUCUCAAGAACUUGAGAGGCUUUAGGUCUGUGUAUAAAGGAUAUGUACGAAGCAAAUUGACCUGUGAUGAAGUGGCCGGAUUGAGUAUUUUUUUUUGGUUAUGUAAGGUGCAGAACUAAGGGCUUGAAGAAUGUUCUUCUUAUUAGGUGUGUGACUUGUUUCACAAGUCACCUUUUCAUUAUAAAUUAUUUUUUUUUUCAUAUUUUUGUCCUGUGAAUAUUUUGUAAUUUUCUGAAUCAUAUUUUGAUAUUUUUA